This is a messenger RNA of Nematostella vectensis (starlet sea anemone), 3308 nucleotides long. Its product is annotated as anoctamin-4. NCBI's taxonomy places the organism in Eukaryota, Metazoa, Cnidaria, Anthozoa, Actiniaria, Edwardsiidae. Gene Ontology annotation, biological process: chloride transmembrane transport. The transcript is spliced from 11 exons. Bases 124 to 2796 code for a protein of 890 amino acids. Gene Ontology annotation, molecular function: protein dimerization activity; chloride channel activity. Gene Ontology annotation, cellular component: plasma membrane. The record is from RefSeq and is a predicted model, not a curated record.
CCAGACAUUUGCAUACUAUUGUCUAUCGUUAACUACAUAAAACACACCCAAUUGUUUCUAGAAAAUUUUUGUUUUCAGUACUAGCGGUUAUUCUCUGGCUUUCGCUUUGCAAACUUCUGCAAAAUGGCGAAAGCAGUUUCGUACACACCUAAAGGAGCGAAGGACGACGAGAUCUUACUCGAAAUGGAAGCGGGAAGUCCGGGAAAUAAUGCUAACGGCAAGGAAAGGAAGCAAGAAGGACUAACAUUUAACAACGGUGGAUAUAAAAUCGAUUACGUUCUUGUUUUUGAGAGGUGUGAAGAGGAGGAAAGCAAAAAUGAGGACUCUAAGGCGAAGGCUGCAGACCUGGCGAAGAAGCGAGAAGAUUUCGAGAAAGCGUUGGAAGAGAAGGGUGUUUUGAUCGAGAGAGAUGAAUCAAUCUCAGCCCAGCAGAAGAAGGAUAAACGAAGCUCAAAUAAACCAAGCGAUGAAGAUGAUGAUAACAAACGGACUCGCCAUUUUGUCAAACUUCACGUUCCAUGGCUGGUUCUGGCACACAUGGCGGAAGAAAUGAAUCUUAAAACCGCUCUUCAAGAGAACGACAUCGACUGCAUGACUUGGAUGGAGAAAAAACUGGGCCGAGAUCGCGUUGAAAGCAUGCGCGCAAUGGAUCCGAUGGCCAUAAAAGAGCCCGCGAUCCCUGAGGAAAAGCCUAGCUAUUUCAUGGCAACUUUCACUAUGAAGAAUUUGGCGAAGUUCCACUUCGCGCGUGAGCAGCAUAAGAUGUUCUCGACAACCGACAGACACCUUGUCAUUCAGCGGCUUGUGUACGCUACCAGGUUCGCGGAGGGCCCGAAAGGCUUGGGCCUCAAACAGCUGUUGUAUGAAGGUGCGUAUAUCGGUAAUUACCCUCUGCAUGACGGAGAUGACGAGGUCAAGGAAGGAGAGACCAUCUCUAACGACCGGCAAAGACUCAGAAGGGACUGGGCCAGUUUCGGUCGCUGCUUCAAGUAUCAGCCGUACGACGCCAUUAAGAGUUACUUCGGGACAGAGAUCGGCCUGUAUUUUGCGUGGCUUGGGUUCUACACGGGAAUGCUGGUCCCCCUUGCCAUCGCGGGUCUCGUCGUCUUCAUAUACGGUAUCGUGGACGCCACGAUGAGUCCGCCAGUACGUGACGUGUGCGACUCGAAAAACGAAGGCAGGUGGAUCAUGUGCCCGUUGUGUGACAAGCAGUGCUCCUAUUGGGACUUGGCCAAGACCACGUGUGCAUACGCGUAUGUCACGCACUUCUUCGACAACAGCCUCACGGUGGCGCUUGCUGUCGUUAGUUCAAUCUGGGCUACGCUGUUCCUUGAACUGUGGAAACGUCGCCAGGCGUCUCUUGCCAACAAAUGGCACGUUUCAGACUUUGAGGAAGAAGAAACUAUCAGACCUGAGUUCGCGGCGACCGCGCCGAGACUCAAGAAGAACCCUGUCACAGGUUUGCAGGAGCCUUACGUCCCUAAGCGCACCCUGUAUCAGCGUUACGGCACCACGGGGAGCAUCAUUGUCAUGAUGUGUCUCCUCGUCAUCGCCGCUGUAGUCGGUGUCGUCAUCUACCGAGCCGCGGUCUUCGCCUCGCUCAGUGGUAGCGAGAUUCUUACCAUCCGUAUGCGCGCGCGUACUGUCACCUCCAUAACCGCUGCCAUCAUCAAUUUGAUCUGCAUCAACAUCCUGAAGUUUGUUUAUUCGUGGCUCGCGGUGAAGCUGACGAACUGGGAGAAUCCGAGGACAAGGACGGACUAUGAAGACAGCUUUACAUAUAAGAUGUACUUAUUCCAGUUCGUGAACACGUACGCGUCCAUUUUCUACAUCGCUUUCUUCAAGUCCGGACUGGUUAUCGGUACACCAGGCAGGUACAAGCGAAUCGCCGGCAAGUACCGACUGGACGGAUGUAGCGAGCAGGGCUGCUUCCUGGAGCUGUGCAUUCAGCUCAUCAUUAUCAUGGUGGGGCAGCAGAUCAUUGGAAACAUCACCGAGAUCGCCAUACCGGCGUUAAUGGAAUGGAUGAAGCGUCGCAAGGAGCCCAAAGACAAACAGCUACCUCAGUAUCAACAGGAUUUUGAUCUGAACUCUCUUGGUGAACACAAUAUGUUCUGGGAAUACCUCGAAGUUGUACUUCAGUAUGGCUUCGUGACGAUGUUCGUUGCCGCCUUUCCGCUCGCCCCACUCUUCUCUCUGCUCAACUCGAUCGUGGAGAUCCGGGUCGAUGCCAUCAACUUCGUCCGCCAGUUCCGCCGACCUGAUGCCGCCCGCGCUGAGGAUAUCGGAGCCUGGUCACGAAUUCUUGAGGGUCUGACAAAGCUGUCGGUUCUCGUCAAUGCAUUCGUAUUGUCUUUUACGUCAGACUUCGUACCCAGGCUCUUGUAUAGGCUCAAGUAUGCCCCGGAUAGAGAUAGCGGAGGGAGCCUGGAGGGAUACCUUAAUAAUAGUCUGGCUGUGUUCGAGGUGGCGUACUUGGAACCUGGUACUGAGCCUGAAAACCCACUUCAGAGUAUCAACUAUACCGUCACAACAUGCAGGUAUCCCGGUUAUCACUCCAACACGGCGCCCUUCAAGUUCAACAAGCAGUACUGGCACGUGAUCGCAGGCCGCCUCGCUUUCGUGUUUGUGUUCCAAUACACCGUGUACGCGUUUACGCAGUUCCUCGCGUGGUUGAUUCCGGACAGGACAAAGACACUAGACCUGAAGAUCAAAAGAGAGCAGUACUUAGCCAAGCAGCUGAUAUACUCCAAGCCAGCACUCACGGAUAACUAUGACAAGAGCGAGAUGCUUUGAGAACUGGAGAUAGCAGUACUUAGCCAAGCAUCUAAUAUACUCCAAGCCAGGGACAAGAGCAAAAUGCUGUAGGGAGGCUGUAGGACCCUUCGACCCGAGAGCUGUCGACAUUGACAUAUUUGAGCUCAUUUCCACGCCUCUGUAGAAACGAAGAACAGCAGACCACAAUUAAGUUAUAUGAAGGGACACUUUGAGUUUUACCCACCACGCAACAUUAACAUUUUCUCAUACACUGUUUCCAUUCAAAGAACAAUGAUUUGAACACCGAAUAAACAGAUGAAUAACGUACUUGUAUCGUAAGCACUCGGCAUAUGCUCGAAUAGCUUAAGGCAGUUGGGCAAUUGGUCGUGCUCGUAUCGUUCGUUACUUGUAAAUAUUUACUCCAAAGAAAGACAUAAAGCCUGGUGGUCUGUUGUUUUAGACAUUUUAGACUAUAAAUGCAAUUUUAGCUACUAGUUUACUUUAUAUUUUUGUAAUAUCAAAUACGAAUUAAAGUCGUGUUUUAAACUCUC